This is a messenger RNA of Eriocheir sinensis (Chinese mitten crab), 2675 nucleotides long. RefSeq names its product galanin receptor type 2-like. The record is from RefSeq and is a predicted model, not a curated record. Gene Ontology annotation, biological process: G protein-coupled receptor signaling pathway. Gene Ontology annotation, molecular function: G protein-coupled receptor activity. Gene Ontology annotation, cellular component: plasma membrane. Lineage: Eukaryota; Metazoa; Arthropoda; Malacostraca; Decapoda; Varunidae.
UUGAAGAUUAAGCGAAAUGGCAGCACCAGAAUUGUUUAUAAAUCAGUCAAUCAAGAAAUUUGGAAACUCAAAAGACCCAGAUCGAAAAAGACCACAGACCCAGAAAAACGUUACAUUGGUGAGUGCCGUUAUAAAAAGGCAAGACUCGAAUCAACGUCCUCUCGACAGUCAGGCUCAGAACACGUGGGAAACCGAGAUAGCGUCUGCUGACCUCUGUGAUUUUUGCGAUUUUCUCCUCUACAUCAAGACAGGAUGAAGAAGACGAGGAGGAGGAGGAGGAAGACAAGGCUAUGCGACAUCAUGGGUGGUUCGCGGCGCCGCCCAGGUGAGCGCGCGCUUUGCUCAUUAAGGAGAGAAGAUUACGGAGGGCUGACCAUGGGGGGGCUGGAGGACUACAUACUGGAGCUGGGGGCGCUGGAGGGGGCUGAUCUCCCCCCCAACUCAACCAACGGGACCCCCCCCACGACCGCCCCCCAAGACGCCCCCCCCAACGAGUCACCGAGGCUAGUCAUCGACGACCCCAACGACAUGAACUACCCAUGGAAGUUCGUUCCCUUCUUCUACCUGCACAUUACAACCUACUGCGUCACCCUCGUCUUGGGCGUCAUCGGGAACGUCGCAGUCAUCGUCCUUAUGGCAGGUGACCGCAAGUCCCGCAACACCACCAACAUGUUCCUGGUGUCGCUGAGCGUGGCGGACCUGCUCAUGCUGCUGCUCUGCGUCCCGCUCAAGACUGUCUCGUUCUUCGUGGUCUUGUGGGACUCGGGCGGCGCGGCGUGCAAGAUCGCCAGCUACGUCAUGAUGCUGUCACACUGCAGCGUGCUCAACCUCACUGCCGUCAGCCUGGAGAGGUUCAUCGUGAUCGUGUUCCCCAUGAGGUCAAGGUCACUGUGCACGAUGAGCAACUGCCGGAGGUCAGUGCUGGUGGUGUGGGUGACCUCGCUCCUGCUGGCCAGUCCCGUCAUCUCCGUCAUGCGAGUGGACACCGUACAAUACACAGACCGUGAGAACUCCGUCUUGGUCACUGCCUAUUACUGCAAGGAGAUGGACUCGGUAGCCUUCCUCACCUACCAGCUGCUCGUCCUCUUCGUCGUCCCCGCCCUGCUGAUGAUCCUCUUCUACGCCGCCGUCUCCCGCGAGCUCUGGAGGUCCACGAAGAACAUACGAGCCUUGACCAACUGUACUGUGGGUGGAAGAAGCUCGGAAACAUAUUACCUCCGAGUCACAGGAGGAGAAAACCUACGAGGAGGAGGAGGAGGAGGAGGAGGAGUGAAGAGUAUGAGGAAAUUAGGAGGAGGGGGGAGCAGGAAUGGGAGGGCGGGGGGAGGAGGAGGAGGAGGUGGAGGAGGAGGAGAGGGGGGUUGCUCCUCCUCUUCCCUCUACGUCCCCCACCCCCCCACCCGCUCCCGCACCCCCUCCCCAGGUCUCCGCGGCCCCCAUAAGAAAGGAAGAGAGAAAGGAGAGGACGUCAAGAAAGCAAGGAAGCAGGUGAUAAAGAUGCUGAUCGUGGUGGUGCUGCUGUUCCUCCUGUGCUGGGGCCCGAACCUGGUGAUGAAGGUCUGCAUCCACCUCGGCCUCACGCAGUUCAACGAGGUCUUCUACAACUUCAACAUCGUCUUCGUGCUCCUCCCCUUCGUCCACUGCUGCAUCAACCCCAUCAUCUACUGCUCCAUGUCCAAGAACUUCAGGCGAUCGAUGCAGCGCGCCUCCCCAUGCCGGCUGUGUGUGGGGGCAUCGCGCUGCUGCAGGAGACGACCGCCCCCCAGAAACCUCCUUACCCGGGUUAUGACAAGAAGCGUCCAUUCGUCCUGCUCCCCCGAAGGAACCACGAGACACACGGACUUAGAAACGGUGUCCACUAUGUAGGAAAUGGAGGAGAAGGAGGAGGAGGAGGAGGAGGGGGUGGUGGUGAUGGUGGUGGUCGGGGAUGUGUUGUAGGAAUAGGAGAAAGAUGAGGAGGAGGAGGAGGAAGAAAGGGGUUGUGUUAUAUAGGAAGAGGAAGAGGAGGAGGAGGAGGAAGAUGUGUUAUAGAAAGAGGAAGAGGAGGAGGAGGAGGAAGAAGAUGUGUUAUAGGAAGAGGAAGAGGAAGAGGAGGAGGAGGAAGAAGAUGUGUUAUAGGAAGAGGAGGAGGAAGAAGAUGUGUUAUAGGAAGAGGAGGAAGAAGGAGGAGGAGGAGGAGGACGAGUUUCAGGUAAAUAUUAAGAAGAAAAGAAAGAAAAAAAGAAAGAAGAAGAAGAAGAAGAAUUUAUAGAGAAUGAAGAAAAAGGAAGAAAAAGAAGAAAAAAAGGAAAUAUAUUGAAAAGAAUGAAGACAUAUUGUUCCGUAUUGAAGAAGAAAGAAAGAACUCAGUGGAGGAGGUGGAGGAAGAGGAGGAAGAAAAUAAAUGAAGAAAACAAUAAGAAGAAAAAGAAGACUGGAAAAGAUAGAAAAGACCUUUGACAUUGUGACCAAGAGGAGGAAGAGAAAGAAGAAGAGGAAGAAAAUAUGUAUCGCUGUAUCUGAUGAUUAAGAGGAAGAGGAAGAGGGAAGACAUUAGGAGGAAGAAGAGGAGGAGGAAGAGGAAGAAGAGGAAGAAAAGGAAUAUGGGUGCUUCUAGUGUGUGUGUAUGUAUGUAUGUAUGUGUGUGUGUGUGUGUGUGUGUGUGUGUGUGUGUGUGUGUGUGUACAGUGAAUCAU